Messenger RNA from Clunio marinus, 1353 nucleotides. NCBI's taxonomy places the organism in Eukaryota, Metazoa, Arthropoda, Insecta, Diptera, Chironomidae. The record is from the annotation of a GenBank genome assembly.
AUGAUUUUAAUCAUAAGUGUUCAAGGAUUAAAUUCGGAAUGUCAAACGAAUGAUUCAUCAUGUUUGGACAUUAACAUUGUCAUCACAUAUUCGGGCGUGGAAAUUGACAUUAUUGAUAAAAACAUUGAAAACAUAAAAGAGUUGCACAUUGUUAAACAGAUUAUGAAAUAUUUCCCGACAAAUUUGGGCAAAAAGUUUCCUAGCAUCACAAAUCUUCACAUUCAAACAUCACAAUUGAUGAAAAUUGAACGAAAUAAUUUUCAGACAAUUAAACAAUUAAAUACUUUGAAUCUUCGUGAUAACGAAUUGGCAGACAUUGAACGUGAAACUUUCGAUGACCUUCUUUUGUUGGAAUAUUUGGACUUAAGCGACAACAAAUUAAAGGAACUUGACCGAAGACUUUUCAAUAAAUUAACUAAUUUAAAAACUCUCAUUUUAGAGUCGAACUACAUUGAAGAAAUUGAUUUGAAUCUUUUCAAAAACACACGAAAAUUAAAAACUCUUUCAUUAUCAAAUAAUUUCUUAAGAAAGCUUCCAACUUACAUCUUCAGAAACUUAAACCAAAUGGAAGAACUUCAAUUAGAUGACAAUGACUUAGUUGGCUUGCAGAAUCAUUUAUUUGAAAAUAAUAAAAAUUUGAGAAAGUUGACAGUAGCAAACAACGUCAUCCAAUCAAUCGGAAAGGAUAAUUUCGAGCUUUUGUCAAAUUUAUCAGAACACAACUUUCUUUUCAAUACAUGCACCCAUGAUCUGAAACCUGAUUAUAGCAUUGAUGAGUUGAAAUUAACGAUUGAGAAUAAUUGUACUGUCGAUAAAGACGCAGAGAUCCUUUGGUUGAAUGAUGAAAUUGUUGAAAUAAAAAGAUUUAAAAGAGAAGACGAGGAAAAAUUGGAAUGCGCUGAGAUCGAGCAACAAAGGGAAAACGAUGCAAUAAUUUCUAAUCUGACGGAUAUUUUUAACGAUCUCACGAAUCUUAAAGCUCAAAAUGAAAAACUAGAAAAUCAACUUUUGAGAACACAAACUUUAAUUCUUGCAGAAAUUACUGGAUCAAAGAAUGUUAACAGACCAACUGAUGAAUUGAAAAAAGUUUCAUGCGAUUUCUAUCAACUCUGCUAUGAUUUCUUGAAAAAAGUUUUAACUGAUUUAACUGAAGAUGGAAGACAAGAAAUCUUUACAACAUUUGAUGAAAUUAGAAAAGCUUUUUCUGACGGACAAAGCGAUAUAUCAGUUAAAGAAUUCAAGCCAUUUUUCUCUGAUUUCCAAACAACUAUCGAAGAUGCAGUUUCUUCUUUCAAAGCGAGAGUCAAAAGUAAUUGUGAACUCACAAUCUCUGAAACUCAAAUUUUCGAUUGA